UGCUCGCGUUCACGCGUUUUUUGCAAUGCGGGAACCAUUUCUAAACUAUAUUCUAUCUCUAUCGUUUCUAAGUUUCGUGUCUUAGUAGAAACGAGACAGAACGUGUGCAGUGCUUUUAUUCGACUAUGGCAGUGUCACAUCAAUGGUUUAUACAAUGGUUGCCUCCGUCUAUGGUACUGUCGGACGUAAACCGGGAAUAUCAAAGUAUCAAUCAUCGAUGGAACGAUAAAUGGUCAUCUCCUGUGUUACGCAAUGUGGACAAAGAGUUUGAAUAUUAUGACCCUUAUGAACCACCAGAUUCCGUUCAAAGACAGGAACAGCCGGCUUAUAAAGACGAUCAAAAGAAUGUAGAGUUCAAAUAUAAUGACUAUACCAAGACGACAGGGCUGAUGGUAUGGCUGACGAUGCUAGGAAUGGCGCCCGCACAAAUAAUGCCCGCCGACGUGGACACGCCGCCCUUCAGCACACUUUACAAAUGGAAGCACAUCGAUUUUGAAUUUCCCACACCGAGGCAUCGCAGACACGCUCUUGCUACUAGGAAGUACAUAGCCGAGAAUGUGCUACCUUUAGGCCUGGAAGUGUGGGGGACACGCGUGUGGGUCACCUUACCAAGCUGGAGGCGCGGAGUUCCAGCCACGCUAGCAACAAUACCACGGUCUGGAGGCUUACCAUCACCUGUUCUUAAACCCUAUCCAAAUUGGUCUUUCCAUAGGGCUUUCUAUAAGGGUAAAAAUUGCUCUGGAUUAACUUCGGUAUUUAGAGUAAAUGCUGACUCUUGUGGCAGACUGUGGGUUCUGGACUCCGGGCAGAUCGACUCCCAAGACGAUCCAAAACAAAUCUGCCCACCGAGUAUGGUCGUGUUCAACCUCAAAACAGAUGAGUUGGUAGCCCGAUACCCAAUACCGCAGAAAUAUGUUCUUCAAGAUUCCUUAUUUUCCAACAUCAUCGUCGAUACGAGGAAGCCCGACUGCUCAGAUCUUCACGCUUACAUUGCAGACACGUGGCGCUUUGGUCUGCUUGUCUUCAGAGAAAGUGAUCAGAGGUUUUGGAGAUUCUCCCAUCAUUUGUUCUAUCCAGAUCCACUGGCGUCGAACUACAGCCUUCAUGGACUUAGUUUCCAGUGGGCAGAUGGAAUUUUUGGAUUAGCUCUCUCGCCUAUCAAGAAAUUUAAGGAAAGAAUACUAUACUUCCACUCUAUGUCUAGUUACAGAGAGUUUUUUGUGUCCACUGAUGUUCUACGUCAGCCUUCGCGCACUAACAACAGCGCUAAUGAUUUUCAUCUGGCUGGCGAGAGUAGAGGAUUAUUCGGACAGGCUUCUGCUUCAGCCAUCGAUAGAAGAGGCAUCAUGUAUUACGGCCUAGUGACUAGAGAUAGUAUAGGGUGCUGGGAUACGCACAAGCCGUACAAAAAGUCUACUAUAGGUGUGGUAGCGAAGAAUACAGAAACUCUUAUAUUUCCUAACGAUAUAAAGGUUGACAUGGAUAAGGAUCAGAGCGUGUGGGUGAUUUCGAAUCGCUUGCCGAUGUUCCAGGCGGGCCCAUUGAGUGCCGACGACUAUAAUUAUCGUAUACUAUUCGCUGACACGUCGGAAGCUGUACGAGGCACAAUUUGCGACCCCGAAGUACGUACCACACCCGCUUUCUCUCUGUUACAACGGGGUUGGUUAUAAUGGAUGAUCAAGCCGAUGAUUAAAAGACAUUAAAAUUUAUUUAAAAAGAUAUAAUUACUUCCGAGUUAAUCAUGUAGAUAUAAAGUUGGUGAAUUAGCGUACUCCGGAAAAGAAAAUGCCAUAAUUUGUAUUAAAAGUGCCUUGGUAAAUAAUUGUCUUCACAGUCAAAAGGACAGUGAUAUUAUAACUGGUCAUCUAGUGAUAAUUUUAUGUAAUUCUAUAUAAUUAAUUAUAAAACUUAAAUGUGGUACAGAAUAAUCAUUGCUUUUAUUCA
This is a messenger RNA of Hyposmocoma kahamanoa, 1944 nucleotides long. It is a transcript of the gene yellow-12, whose product is annotated as protein yellow-like. NCBI's taxonomy places the organism in Eukaryota, Metazoa, Arthropoda, Insecta, Lepidoptera, Cosmopterigidae. The record is from RefSeq and is a predicted model, not a curated record. The transcript is spliced from 4 exons. Gene Ontology annotation, cellular component: extracellular region. The coding region runs from base 126 to 1670 and encodes 514 amino acids.